GUGUGAGAAACAGGCAGAGGGAGGGCUUACCUGUUUCAACCAGGCAGAGAAGAGAGAGUGGAGAAAAGGCAGGGCGAUGCUCAGUGAGUGGUUUUGGUGGGAUCGUCUGUGGUUGCCUGUGAAUGUAACAUGGGCGGACCUGCAGGAUAAAGAGGGGCGGGUAUACGCUCAUGUGUCCCACCUGUACAUCACUUUACCUAUAGCAGUGCUACUGUUGGGCCUCAGAGUCCUUUAUGAGAGACUGAUUGCCCCACAUAUCGCUGCAGCCCUUGGAGUGAAAGACAAAGUACAUCCCAAAGCGUCACAAAACCCCACACUGGAGCAGUUCUACAGAACACAUUCUAAACAGCCCUCACAGGCAGAUGUAAGAGGCCUCAGUAAAAAGGUGAGCUGGACGGAGCGGCAGGUUGAAAACUGGUUUCGCAGAAGGAGAAACCAGGACAGACCAGGCGUGCUGAAGAAAUUCAGAGAAGCUAGUUGGAGGUUUGUGUUUUACCUUUGUGCUUUCCUGGGAGGCCUGCUGGCUCUACAUGAUAAACCCUGGUUUUAUGAUUUACGGGAAGUGUGGGCGGGAUUUCCCAAACAGACCCUGCUGGACUCUCAGUAUUGGUAUUACAUGAUUGAGAUAAGUUUUUAUGGCUCCCUCUUGUUCAGUGUGGCAGUAGACAUCAAACGCAAGGACUUUAAAGAGCAGCUGGUGCAUCACUGGGCCACUCUGACACUAUUGUCAUUCUCCUGGUGUGCAAACUACAUUCGAAUUGGUACUCUAGUUAUGCUGGUGCAUGAUGCCGCCGACGUUUUACUAGAGUCUGGGAAGAUGUUUAAUUAUGCAAGAUGGGAACGUACCUGCAACAGCAUUUUCGUCCUCUUCACUGUUUUAUUCAUGGUAACCAGGCUAGUCAUCUUUCCUUUCUGGUUGAUCCACUGCACAUGGGUAUAUCCUCUGGAGCAGUUUGAACCAUUUUUUGGGUAUUAUUUCUUCAACCUGAUGCUGGUAGUCCUGCUGCUGCUACACAUUUUCUGGGCCUCUCUUAUUCUUCUCAUGGUCAAAAAAUUCCUCUUUGGCAAAAUGAAAGGAGAUGAAAGAAGUGAUGAGGAAGAGGAGGAGAGUCUGGAUGAAGAUCACAACCAUAAGCAUUUUGAUGGCUGUGCCAACGGCCUGCCUAAUGGUCACUGAUACACAGCCAGGAACAUCAACACAACUGUCCAUAUUGGACACUCAAAUUACUCAUUAACUGACUCAGUAUAUUCAUAGCCUUUCAUUUUAAGGUGUGUGUGUAUAUGUCCAUUACACUGGUUUAGAGAACA
Messenger RNA from Pygocentrus nattereri (red-bellied piranha), 1308 nucleotides. RefSeq names its product ceramide synthase 3b (gene cers3b). Gene Ontology annotation, cellular component: membrane. Bases 77 to 1177 code for a protein of 366 amino acids. Gene Ontology annotation, molecular function: DNA binding; sphingosine N-acyltransferase activity. NCBI's taxonomy places the organism in Eukaryota, Metazoa, Chordata, Actinopteri, Characiformes, Serrasalmidae. The transcript is spliced from 11 exons. The record is from RefSeq and is a predicted model, not a curated record. Gene Ontology annotation, biological process: ceramide biosynthetic process.